Salmo salar (Atlantic salmon) is the source of this 3979-nucleotide messenger RNA. RefSeq names its product histamine H3 receptor-like. Lineage: Eukaryota; Metazoa; Chordata; Actinopteri; Salmoniformes; Salmonidae. Gene Ontology annotation, cellular component: dendrite; plasma membrane; synapse. The record is from RefSeq and is a predicted model, not a curated record. Gene Ontology annotation, biological process: G protein-coupled receptor signaling pathway, coupled to cyclic nucleotide second messenger; adenylate cyclase-inhibiting G protein-coupled acetylcholine receptor signaling pathway; chemical synaptic transmission. Gene Ontology annotation, molecular function: G protein-coupled acetylcholine receptor activity; histamine receptor activity; G protein-coupled serotonin receptor activity.
UUUAGCUGAAGUUUCAAUUCAUUGUAGUUACCACAGACGACGUAUAUAGUGAUGUAGAUGCCAAAGCGUUUUCCACGUAACAAAAGUUGUGAUGCUGCCUAGACCUGCGCGCACUUCAUGAUAGGCUAUGGAUGAGUGUUGUUGAGCAUGAAGAUAUAUGAUAUUGACAGCAUCUUUAGGUCAUAUGCAUAUUUGAGUAGGCUGCGCCGGUCGGCGAGGUGGCAAGCAAAGGACAUACUGAAGUUGCAUUUUGGAUGCGUGGAUGCAGAUGCGCAUGGAUUUCAGGUGUUGUAUUGCCUAUUUCCAACUCCUUGGAAUAUCCGUCAAUGAUUUAACACAAUUUAAAGCUGAUAAAUAAGAUCAUGGGGGGAGAUCAACUCGAUGCCAACGCGAGCUGGAAUUACAUGCACAACGACUCAACCAAAAUGUGGAGCGACAACGCAUUCACAGCGCCUGUCAUGGUCAUUCUUUUGAUGAUGAUGGUAACUUUGGUUGUUGUGAUAGUUUUGGGAAACGCUUUGGUCAUUUUCGCCUUUAAAGUAGACAAGAGUCUGAGGUCUCAAAGCAACUAUUACUUCCUGAAUCUCGCCAUAUCGGAUUUUCUUGUUGGGGCAUUCUGCAUUCCAGUGUACAUCCCAUACAUCCUGACAGGGAGAUGGAUGUUGGGCAGAGGACUGUGCAAACUGUGGCUGGUCAUGGACUACUUGCUCUGCACUGCCUCUGUCUUCAACAUUGUCCUGAUCAGCUAUGACCGCUUCCUCUCUGUCACCAGAGCGGUGAGCUACCGUGCCAGACAGGGCAUGACCCACCAAGCCAUCAUGAAGAUGAUAGCAGUCUGGGUCCUGGCCUUUGUCCUCUAUGGCCCUGCCAUCAUCUUCUGGGAGCUGGUGGUGGGGAAGAGCCGUGUCCCAGAGGAUGAGUGCUACGCUGAGUUCUACUACACCUGGUACUUCCUCCUCAGUGCCUCCAUGUUGGAGUUCUUCUCCCCCUUAAUCUCUGUAUCCUUCUUCAACCUCAGCAUCUACCUCAACAUACGUCGGAGGAGGCUCCGGAACAGAGAUGAGACAAGUGGACAGGCCCACGCGCCCGAUGGACAGCCCCCUUCCCUGGGGAGAGGGGAAUGCCUCCGCCUCACUUCCCUCUUCUCCCGGAACUCGGUAGUGGUUAAGAAGCUGUCUAGCACUGUGUCUGUCCAGGAGAGGGGAUCAGGCUCGGGUUCCUUCCACUCCCAGAUCUUCCAUCCCCCCUUGGAGCGGCAGGACACCUCCACUAGGGGCACCCAGCGCAGCUGCCUGUCAAGGGACAAGAAGAUUGCCAAGUCGCUGGCUGUUAUCGUGUGUGUGUUUGCUGUGUGCUGGGCGCCCUACACCCUCCUGAUGAUAAUCAGAGCCGCCUGUAAGGGGCGCUGCGUCCAGCACCAUUGGUAUGAGGUCACCUUCUGGCUGCUGUGGCUCAACUCGGCCAUUAACCCUUUCCUCUACCCGCUCUGUCACAGCAGCUUCCGCAGGGCCUUCAGCAGGAUCCUGUGUCCCAGACGGAGGUCAACUCAGCUGGCCACCAACUGACCUGCAGUAUGGCCAAUCACUUAAGGGCCUCUACUGUAUCAUGUGAUGGAUAGGCCAGUAGCCAGAGAGGUGGUGAUACACACAUGAAACACUUUACUGUACAUAGACCUAAAGGAGAUAAUCAAGACUAAAACUGAUACUUUAGCAAUGAACAUUUUUAAUGGAACAAAACAGAUUGUCUUGCAUGUGAUAGGCCAGUGGCCAGAGAAGUGGGGUGAAUCUCGAAAGCCAAAAUGAUUGUAAGAGAAGCACUUUACAUAGACUCAAAGGUGAUACUACAUAAACUCAAAGGCGAUACUACCCACUGGGCACAAACUGGUUGAAUCAACGUGGUUUCAACGUAAUUUGUCAACGUCUUGUGACGUGGAAUCUAAGUGGAAAAUACAAAAAGUCAUCAACUGUUGUUUUGAGGGUGAUAUUUCUACCACAGGAUUAUGUCGUCAUGGUAACCAGAUUUUAACAUAGACAAACCUUGUAUAAAAUAUGUACCAUUUUAAAAGAUCUUCAAUGUCAUAUACACUACCAAAAUAAGAAAAACAACAAUAGGCAGGAGAGCACCUCCUACUGGAGAAUGUAUUUCUGUACAGAUACCCUUUGGUCUCCUACCCAAGGUUUUAACAAAGCCCAGCCCUGCUUAGCUAUGAUAUUUGUCACUGACUCUUACCAGUGCGCUAUCAUGAGAAUGAUUUUUGCGAGUUCUCUACUUAAUAAUGAAAUAGAUUUGCUGUUGCUCUCAAAGUCAUUCCCGAAAGGGUAGGUUUUAUGUAGCAAAUGAAGAGACCAUACUUUAUCACUCAUGUACUGUAUCAUCAUUGAUGCUAUUUAGACCUAUAUACAGUAGAAUCUGUAAAGUCACCAACAGCUAAUGUUUCAGUUCAGUAGGCCUAGGCUCUCACUCUGGUUGGUUUGAAAUGUAAUGAUAUGUAGUGAUAUUGAAUUGUGUCUGGUUGUCAACGCAACCAAAUAUCAACAUUUGAAGGAGUUGUAUCUUCUUUUUGACUAUGUUCCAUCUGUGCCACUGACUUAAUUAAUCAUUUCUAUGUUUGAUUCAUGUCUCCAUCUCAACCAAAAAUCGAAGUUAAAGAAUAGGAUGGAGAUGGAGACUUGAAUCUAACAUGUACAUUAUUUGUAGAAUAACUGGAAUUGAAGCCAGACCAAGUCAAUGGUACAGUUGGAAUUUGUAUUUAUUAAGGAUCACCAUUAGCUUCCUCCAGAGCAGCAGCUACUCUUCCUGGGGUCCAGCAACAUUAAGGCAAUUAUAUACAAUUUAAAAUAUUACAUGACAUUACAUUUCAUAACACCUUUCACAACACAUUAAGCGUGUGCCCUCAGGCCACUACUCUACUAUCGCAUAUUUACAAUACAACAUCCAUGUGUACGUGUGUGUAGAGUGCGUGCCAUCUCUUCACAGUCCCCUGUUCCAUAGGGGGAACUUUAAAUCUGAUUGGCCUGCUUGCAUCAGUUACCUGAUGUGGAAUAGAGUUCCAUGUAGCCAUGGCUCUAUGUAGUACUGUGCGCCUCCCAUAGUCUGUUCUUGACUUGGGAUUGUGAAAGACCUUUUGGUGGCAUGUCUUGUGGCGUAUGCAUUUCUGAGCUGUGUGAUAGUAGUUUAAACAGACAGCUUGAUAUAUUCAGCAUGUCAACACUUCUUACAAAAACAAGUAGUGAUAAAGUCAAUCUCUACUCCACUUUGAGCCAUGAGAGAUUUACAUGCAUAUUAUUAAUGUUAUCUCUCCGAAAGCAGAAGAUAAAUCUCCUUAAAUUGUUGAUAUUUGGCUGUGUUGACUGCAGUGAUCACUUGCACCAUGUACUUUUAAAGUAAUCUCAACUGCAAUCCAGGUCAUUUGUUUCUGCCAUUAGAUGAAGCACAGUGAUAACACAUUAAUCUGUUGUAUACCGAAACAAAAUCUCAGACAUUGUUUUCUCAUUUGAACUUUGCUGUGUUUUUUUUUAAAGCAGUGAUAGGUUAUUAAACAAAACAUCUGACAUUGCUUUUCCAUUGGAAUUUGGUUGUUCUUUUAGAUGGUUGAAAGCAUAAUGAUAACAUGAUGUAAAUUCAACUAACUUUGGGCUGUGUUUUUGAGUGGGUGGAUAGGCCUAUAGGUUGUAAUCUCAUUGAUCAACUUCUUAACCAAAUAUUACAGUACCCAAUUAUCCACGUUGCAAUUACGUGGUGUUCCCAGGGGUAAUGAUCAAAUCUGAUAUUUUACCAAUGAACAUAUUGGAUAUAACAAAACAGAUUGUCAUAUUGACUGCUGUUUACAAAAGUGUAUUUGAAGAGUAGAUUUGAAUGUAUUAUGAGCAUGUGUAUGGCAGUGUUCGUUUUGUGAAGUCUGAAUUUUGUGCAAAUGUACAGUAUUCAUCAAAUUAUAUGGCACCAAGGUACUAUGUGGCCCAUGUGAAUUCAUGCUUGU